AUGAAAUUUAAUUGCACAGAAAACGAUUAAUAAAUUCUACUCUUAUAAGUUUUUAGAAAACACUUUUUUAGCGAUUAAACCUAUUAUUUAAAAUUAACUAGGAAUUAAAUACUAAUGAGUCAAGAGAGUCAAUUUGUGAAAACAAAAUAUAACCUAGCUUUGAAUUCAGAAACACAAUUUGAAUGGGUUGUUAGAAACCAAUAAUUAGUUGGAUUCCUGUUCCCUUAUUAGAACAAGAUGAAAGAGUUUAAUGGGGAUUCUUAAUAUCUGAAUCAAUUAAAAUAAGCACUUGGAAAAUUAAUAAUUUUCAAAUCCCUCACAGUACAUUAUAAAUGGAUGCAAUAUAUAGAUUCAGGGACCUUUGGUUAAAUUUCAUUAUAAUAAAAUUACAUAACUGGCAAGUUGUUUGCUAUUAAAACAUUAAAUAACACGAAUAAAUCUAUGUCAUAUUUAAUCGAAAAUGAAAUUAAGAUACUAAGAACACUGAACCAUCCUAAUAUCUUAUCCUUUUAGGAAGUUUUUCUAACAAAUCUUACAUACUCGAUUAUUACUGAAUUUGUCGAAGGAAAGAAUCUUAAAACUUAAAUCACAGAAAUAUCAGAAUUCUCUGAAUCAUAUAUCCUAAAAUUGCUAAAACAAUUAUUUGAAGGACUCACUUAUAUUCAUCACAUGGGCAUUAUGCAUAGAGACAUCAAACCUGCAAAUAUCAUGAUUACUAAUAAUGGUAACUUGAAAAUAAUUGACUUUGGAUUAUCUUGCUUUUUUAGUAAUUAAUUUUAAGAACAUCCUAAAUGUGGAACUUCAGGUUUUUGUGCUCCUGAAAUUUUACAAAACUUUGAUCAUAAAAUUUCCUACGAUUACAAAGUUGAUGUUUUUAGCGCAGGAUGUGUUUUAUACAAAAUGUUAACAUCUAAAGGUCUUUUCGAUGCAGAUACAUCAGCUGAAGUUUUAAGAAAAAAUAGAAAUUGUUUAUAUUUCAUUAAAGAAUAAGGAAGACUCUUUGAUUUAGCCAGAACUUUCCUUCAAUAAAAUCCUCUCGAAAGAUUAAGCAGCGAUUAAGCAUUAUAGUUAAUUACAUCCAUGAUCGAUAAUGACACUUUGGAUGUAAAUCUUUGGUACAGAAAAUCAUUUAAUUCCAAUCAAUUAACUGUAUCUAAUCUAAGUCCGACUCCCAAAUAAAGUGCUCAUACUAAAUCUUAUCAAAAAACAUAAUCAAGUCCAAAUUAUUCAAGAAACUUUUUCCCUUCGAGCUUGAAAACUGACCGAUGA
Paramecium tetraurelia is the source of this 1269-nucleotide messenger RNA. RefSeq lists its product as uncharacterized. The transcript has 4 exons. Lineage: Eukaryota; Ciliophora; Oligohymenophorea; Peniculida; Parameciidae. Gene Ontology annotation, cellular component: cytoplasm; nucleus. Gene Ontology annotation, biological process: mitotic DNA damage checkpoint signaling; protein phosphorylation. The record is from RefSeq and is a predicted model, not a curated record. Gene Ontology annotation, molecular function: protein serine/threonine kinase activity; ATP binding.